Molecule: messenger RNA, 990 nt
Organism: Oikopleura dioica
Lineage: Eukaryota; Metazoa; Chordata; Appendicularia; Copelata; Oikopleuridae
Source: the annotation of a GenBank genome assembly
AUGAAGAUUGGACUUCUCUUGGCAGGCGUUUCUUGCGCACUUUCUGUGAGCGAUGAGCUCAAAGAACUGGUAAACUUCGAUGAAUGGGCACACGAGGCAUUGGCAGAAGCACCCAUAAGCGGAAAACAAGUCAAAAUGGAAACUGCGCGUGCUGCCACCCGCCUGCGCGGCCUCAGGACAGACUUGCUCUCGCUCCUGGCGAAUUUACCCGAACGAGCUGAUGAUGAUGAGUCAUCUGGAGACAACGAGGAGACGAUCGACAAAGGAGGAAGUGGAGAUUGGAUGGUUGAUACUGAGGAGUUGCUGACAAGCGGCGAGUUUAAUGAUGAUAUCAGCAUGCUCGUCAGACAUGGUCUCAUUGAUGACGUCAUCGCCAAUGAUGAUGUUGUCUUCUCCGAUGAAAUUGAAGAUGAUGGAAGCUUGGAGGUCAAUAUGCUUGAGGAGAAUUCAAAAUCCAAAGUCAAACAGGUCCCCUACGCAAAUCUUGACGAUCUCCCGUCUUUCGAAAAGUACGAGUCUCGACGAAACCCGCGACUCAUUACUGGCGAAAAUCGAGAUAAUGGCAAAUCUCAGUGGCUGACUUUGAGCGUAGUUGGCUCCUUGGCCGCUAUCGUUCUUACAGUCACGCUCACUGUAUUUGCCAGAAGGAUCAAAAAGGGACCAAAUGUGAACUCCGGAACACCAAUUCAGCAGAUGCGACGAUUCAACAUGCAAAAUGGUAACGGUAACGUCAAUUACAAGCCAAAUCCUCAAUGGCAAAAUUUCAACCAGUUCCAAAAUUUCAACACCAAGCACGGUUACGACUCUGGCGUCCACGGAUAUUCCAGCCAAUCGACGAAUUCUUCAGAAAUUGGCUCCGAUCUCUCGUCCGGACGACACUCUGGCUCUCGACAAGUCAACUUCUCCAUCCAGCAAAAUCGACCAACCAGAGGCUAUCCAAACCGAAACCGAGCUCUUCCUCCACCACCAUACUCUAAGAUCGACUACUAG